GGCCAUGGUGCUGAGCGGGGUGGGGGAUGCGCUUGGGUACCGGGGGGGCCGCUGGGAGUACUGCACCUCGGGACCCCAGAUCCAUGCUGAGCUAGCCGAGCUGGGGGGGCUGGAGGCCAUCACCCUUGAGCCCCCCGAGUGGCCCGUCAGCGAUGACACCGUCCUCCACCUGGCGACCGCCGAGGGCCUGGCCACAGGUUGGAGGGGGUACCCGCACGCCUGGGAGCUGCCGACGCUGAUCCGGGUGAGCAUCGAGAGCGGGCGCAUGACGCACCACCACCCCACCGGGUACCUUGGGGCACUGGCGGUGGCCCUCUUUGGGGCGCUGGGGGCUCGGGGGGAGCCCCCAGAGCGCUGGGGGGCUGAGCUGCUGCGGGACCUGCCCCUCGCAUGGGACUACGUGGAGGGCGCCGGGGUGGCCGUGGGGGACAACGCUGCCGCCUGGCCCUUCUUCAGGGAUGCCUGGCACCGGUACCUGGAAUCCCGGGGGCUUCUGGAGGGUCGUGGCCCACCGCAGGUGCCAUCCCUUCCGUCACCGGCCGAGCGGGAUGCAGUGUACCUGGGCUGGGCGCUGGAGGGGUGGCCAGGGCGCAGCGGCCAUGACGCACCCAUGGUGGCCCUGGAGGCCCUGCUGGCAGCCGGUGGAUGCUGGGGGGACCUGUGUGCCAGGGGGGUGCUGCACGGUGGGGACAGCGAUUCGACG
Pygoscelis adeliae (Adelie penguin) is the source of this 703-nucleotide messenger RNA. Its product is annotated as [Protein ADP-ribosylarginine] hydrolase-like. The annotation marks the transcript as partial. NCBI's taxonomy places the organism in Eukaryota, Metazoa, Chordata, Aves, Sphenisciformes, Spheniscidae. The transcript has 4 exons. The record is from RefSeq and is a predicted model, not a curated record.